AUGUCGCGCAUUCGAGUUCGAGUUUUAUUAAUAAGUAUUUUGGCAAUCGUUUUCAUAUACUUUACGCUCCAAUAUUCUGUCAAUGACCCAGAUACCGAUGCUUCCAAGGUCUCUGUCGAGCUGUAUGUAAUGAGUCAGUGUCCCGAUGCAGACGCAUGCGAACAAGUAUUUCAAUCAGUGAUGAGUAAAGUCAAUGACAUAGCAGUGAUAAGGACCGAUUAUGUUGGUGUUAUAGACCCUAAUGCGAAAUAUGGGGUGGUUUGUAAACACGGAGAUCAAGAGUGUUUAGGUAACAUCCACGAACUCUGCUUUGAAUCAAAUUAUCUCCCCGCCAAACAGACCGAGUUUAUCGACUGGCUCAGUUGUCUGAAUCGCGAUCUCUCACAGAAGGGUGAUCUUGAAUAUUCUCGUUCUUGCGCAUUAGAGGUCAACAUUGACUAUACUCCUGUCGAGCAGUGUGUUAGAACACAAGGCGGUCAGUUGUUGAUUGAGAGCGUCAGAAAGACGAACGCUAAAAGAGUUACGAAAAGUUGCACGAUACAUCUUAACGGGAAACAGAGAUGUAUUAAGGAUGGUGAUUGGUAUGAUUGUCCAGGUGGGCAUGAGGUUCAGGACUUUGUGAGAGAUAUUAAAAAUGCGUAUGCAGGUAUGAAAGACGGGACGAGGAUGAAUACGAGAUUGUUCAACGUGAACUAA
Paraglomus occultum is the source of this 696-nucleotide messenger RNA. Lineage: Eukaryota; Fungi; Glomeromycota; Glomeromycetes; Paraglomerales; Paraglomeraceae. The record is from the annotation of a GenBank genome assembly.